AUGAUGAAAGAAAAAAUUACAUUCUUGUUUUUUAAAAAAAUUUCUAUUUUUAUCCUUUUAAGUUGGAUAUGUCAUAUAAAUACUUAUACGAGCAGGCAUAACAAAUCUUUCUUUGAAUGCGACAAACACCUUAGUAAAUUAUAUGCAAGGAAUUAUCGUUUACUAGCAAAAUAUAAACAGGAUAAGGAUUCAAGUAUUGUAUGUUUAAAUGAACAGAUACCAAAUGGAGUGAACAAUAAAAUUGCUAUAGCUAAUAAUGAAAAAUAUGCUGAAAGAAAAAAAGAACAGUCAAAUGGAAUUUUACCAACUAAUGCAAGAAGUCAUAGAAAAGAUACAAAAAGUAAAUCUUGUAUAUUUGAAACAAAAAAAUAUUCCCAUUUGGAAAAAAAAAUAUUCAAAGAACUUGAUUAUGCAGAUUUUCUUAAAAACAACAUAACAAUUAGUGAUAAGAUUUAUAAAAAAAUAAUAUUUAAAAAAUGCAUAUUACGAUUUGCUUUACCUUUGUUACUCUUUUUGGUGUUAGCAUUAUCAUUUAUAUUAGAUAAAUUUUGUGGAUAUGGGCUUACAUAUGGUUUGCUUAAAGUAAUAGUUCUUAUAUCACCUGUCGUAGAAGUUAGACAACUAAGUAAUAUUUCAUAUCUUAAGCAUAUUAAUGAUAUUUCAAAAUUAUAUACAAAACCUGCUUCUCCGGCCUUAGUGCAUUUAUAUGACAUUCUGAACAGACCGUCUUUAAAAUGGUUCACAAAAGUUUUGGUAAAGGAAAGUGGUAAAAAUAUUAACUAUUGUGUGCGAUAUUUUUUGGGAUUUCUAAUAUAUUUUGUGCCUUUAUUCAUAUUAGGUAUCAUACUUAUAUCAGCGGUUUUUUAUUAUCAUAAAAAAGUUAAAAAGUUCGAAAGAAUUAAGUUCAGGAAAAAGUAA
Plasmodium malariae is the source of this 918-nucleotide messenger RNA. RefSeq names its product fam-l protein. Lineage: Eukaryota; Apicomplexa; Aconoidasida; Haemosporida; Plasmodiidae. Bases 1 to 918 code for a protein of 305 amino acids. The transcript has 2 exons. The record is from RefSeq and is a predicted model, not a curated record.